This is a messenger RNA of Penicillium argentinense, 2004 nucleotides long. RefSeq lists its product as uncharacterized. The transcript has 4 exons. Bases 1 to 2004 code for a protein of 667 amino acids. The record is from RefSeq and is a predicted model, not a curated record. NCBI's taxonomy places the organism in Eukaryota, Fungi, Ascomycota, Eurotiomycetes, Eurotiales, Aspergillaceae.
AUGAGCACCGAUUCUGCCCAGCCGCAGGCGCAAACAUGUGACAUUGUCGAUUCCGCCGACGACAACUCAUUUAGAUUCACCCCUAUCAAGGCCAUACGCGCGCUGCCCCGUAUUUGGGAGCGCAAACCAUCUACGCCAUUCAAGGCCGGACUGAAACCACGAAAGCUCUGGAAGCGCGUCCAAACGUCAUUUUCCGGCAUGCAGCCUUUCCAAGAUACGAGCUCCAUCAUCGAGAGCGACGCGCUGCAGUCCGCGAUCAAUUCGACUAAGGAUUCAAAUUUUGUUCGUGGCACAAAGCGCAUGCGUGUCGGCUCGGACGAAACUGAAAGUUCAGCAAGACUUCCUCAGUCGGGACGUCAAUUUUUCGAAACAAAGUGGGAAUCGGAGGCAUCCCGGAAACGACGCAAAUUACCUGACUCGCCCUUCGAUAUCUUUGAUGAAAAAUCAGAGAGCGCGCCUAUUCUCGAUAGCUUUCAAAAGAACCAAGCACUGGGCACUGAUGAGAAGAACGUCUCAGCCUCUCGACAUUUCCAACAACCCCCGAGCACCUCGGUUUUCCAAGACAACGCGCUGACCCCGAUCCCGGAAUCACUCGUCUCCGAUACAAUUGUGACCACGAUCAACGAGGAAUCGAAAUCGGUAGAUGAGGAACAAGCCGGCCUCAGAAACGAUACAUCUGGAGAAGGAAACGCCGACGCAGCACCAACACCCACAAAAGCCGUGCGGGCUCUGACCCAAGAACAACAAGGCAAGCUCGUACGAUCAGCACUACGGAGCUCGCUUGACGGGGAGGAUGCUGAGCUGCUCAAUGACUUUUUGUCCAAGGCGAAGGCGAAGCGUGCCGCCAAGGCAACACUGGUCAAUUCUCAAGGAGGAGAGAUGGAUAGUCUCGAAAACUCCUCGAGCCCAGAGGAGCCAUUGAAUGCUGAUUGUUCGACACCAAGGUCACGCCGUGCCCUGGAGGACUUGGACACCAACUCCCCAUCUCCUGUUAAAGUCCAGGUUUCGCCCUUGAAGGGCGAUGUGAUCCCUGGCGAUGAGUCCCAAGCAAUUAUCAUUCAAAAAGAUGUUCAGACCGAGGAGCCUGCCCCUGCAAGCUCUACAUGCCGGCGCAGCACUCGUGUCAAAGCUCCACCAGCCAACGCGCCUUCUGGGCGCAACACGAUCUCUCUUCGCCGGGCCAAGGGAACAGAGUUUGUCUUUCUUCAGCGUACCGAGGCGCAGGAACUGGCAUUGGCUACGAAGCGAAACACCCGCAAUAACCGGGGCAAUUCAGUUAUGCCCAAAUAUGCCCUCGAGGCGAUGAUGCGGCCCGAUCAAGUCUCAGAUGCCACCGAAAAUGAUCGACAAGAACGCUCGGACCGAAAGGGUCACAGUAGCCGCCGGCCACGCAAGCAAGUCUCAUGGAACGAGGAGCAUCUGGCCGAGUACGAAGAUGAGGUACAGCCCUCAGACAUGCAAGUAGAAGAGGUGGGGGAUCACAGCAAGCAUAACGUCGGCGGUGUUGCUUCUCGCGCACGAUCUGGAGCAAAGCGAUCGGAGAAGAAAAUAGCUUCGAGUCAUCGCAGUAGCUGUAGCCAGGUGCAACAGCCCGCCACCGAGCAGAGUGCAGAUGUUGAAAGCGACCCAACCACCUCGACUGCAGCCGUCUCUUCAGCCACGCCGCGAUCACGACGGGUGCGGCGCUUAGGCGAAUCGACCAUGACCUCGGGCACCCCUGUGAAGACAGGCAGUGGACGCAUCCGCAAGCCUUCGGCGGCCUCAGCCCCCACAGUGGCUGCUGGAGGGCCUUCGACGCCCACUAAGGGACCGCGCCGGAAGUUGACUCCCAAGUCCCCCAGCUCAUCGAUGCUGCCUACUCCGGCUGUGAAAAGCACUGAACAGUCGUUUGCCAGUGGAAUUCCUACACGAAGCACCAAUAGCGAAGCCCCGCAGCGCAAGAACAUGAUUGAAGCCAGUGCCGGAUGCACACCGAUGCCGCGACGGGUACGGGCUCGGUCGUGA